AUGGGUUUGGUUCUAUCCUUUAUCAAACUCUUGUGUCUUCUUAUAAUUCAACUCAGUUUUCUUGCUGAUGGUGACGGUAUUGGAUUGAACUAUGGAUUAGUCGCAGACAACCUCCCCGCUCCACCCCAAGUCAUAUCCCUCGUAAAAUCAAGAAACGUAGCGAAAAUUCGCAUCUUUGAGCCCAAUCAUGGUGUUCUUGACGCGUUACAAAACUCAGGAAUUGAAGUGAUCAUCGGAACUCUCAAUGCUGAUAUUGCGAAUAUCGCAAACGACCCAAAUUUCGCUAAAGAUUGGGUGCAAAACAACAUUGUCCCGUACGCACCAACGGUCAAAAUCCGCGCUAUAUCCCUUGGUAAUGAAGUAAACCCCGGUGACCUAGGAUCAAUGCUUCAAGCGUUGAAGAAUCUCGACAAUGCCGUAAAGGCCACCGGAUUUUCAAUUCCGGUGACUACGACCAUUGGGGUUUACUUGCUAGCAAGUUCUUAUCCCCCUUCACAGGGGGAUUUUUCAGAAGCCGCGAAACCAGGGAUGCAACAGGUCUCUGGUUUCUUGGCUAGUAACGGGUACCCUAUUAUGGUCACAACGUACCCGUAUUUCGCGUACGCUGGUGAUCCAGAACAUGUACCGUUACAAUAUGCAUUAAUAAACUCUAGUGACAUUGUGGUGAAAGAUGGAGAUUUAGGGUAUGCAAAUUUGUUUGAUGCUAUGGUUGAUGGGGUUUACGCGGCGAUGGACAAGGUCGGUGGUGGGGCGGUCGAGGUGGUGGUUUGCGAGAGCGGGUGGCCUUCGAAAGGUAAUGGCGAUUUUACGACGACCACUUUGGCUCAAACCUAUAAUCAAAACCUUGUGAGGCAUGUAACGAGCUCGGGUACACCUAGAAAACCCGGAAACAAAGUAGAGACUUAUAUAUUUGCUAUUUUUAAUGAGGAUCAAAAGUCGCCAGGAGUUGAGCAGAAUUUUGGGUUGUAUAAUCCGGAUAUGACCGAAGUGUAUCAUAUUGAUUUUUAA
Molecule: messenger RNA, 1008 nt
Organism: Helianthus annuus (common sunflower)
Lineage: Eukaryota; Viridiplantae; Streptophyta; Magnoliopsida; Asterales; Asteraceae
Product: putative glucan endo-1,3-beta-glucosidase GVI
Exons: 2
Coding region: 1-1008 (335 amino acids)
Biological process (GO): carbohydrate metabolic process
Cellular component (GO): plasma membrane
Molecular function (GO): hydrolase activity, hydrolyzing O-glycosyl compounds
Source: RefSeq, a predicted model, not a curated record